Molecule: messenger RNA, 2053 nt
Organism: Salvelinus namaycush (lake trout)
Lineage: Eukaryota; Metazoa; Chordata; Actinopteri; Salmoniformes; Salmonidae
Product: interferon a3-like
Exons: 6
Coding region: 1255-1791 (178 amino acids)
Biological process (GO): defense response
Cellular component (GO): extracellular region
Molecular function (GO): cytokine receptor binding
Source: RefSeq, a predicted model, not a curated record
AAGUCGCUCUGGAUAAGAGCAUCUGCUAAAUGACUCAAAUGAAAAUGUAAAUAUAGGACAGAGUUCCUGCCUUGUGGUCCAGAUACACCCCUAUUCUGGAGGACUAAUGGCCUGACACUACAGUCUUUAUAUUGCUGUGUCUGAACCAGUAACUCUGCUUAUUGCACUCUAAACUCGAGGACUUGUCAUUGUUUCCCAAUCCAGAGUCUAUACUUGACCUGCUGAUGUCUUGAGACUGAUGGAAGAACACCUUUACCACUCCACUCAACCUCCCAGUAAUGUCCAGACAGAGUCUCUCACACACCACCUGCCGGGCUAAAACAAAUCUCUCUGGUUGAUCUUGCUGUUCAGCAGUCACUUUGUUCAGCCCUCACUGAGAGGUUUUUUGCAUGCUGUGUUUGAGUCCAAAGUGAGCUGACAGAAAUCAGGAAGAAGAGAAGGUCAAAGUUCUAAAGUUGUAAAGGGCAAAGUUGCAGAUGCCCUGUCUUUGAAUCAGUGAAGAGAAAUUGCAGUUAGCUGGAGACUCUUUCCAAAUAAAACCAAAUGUGCAACCAAAAAGGUUUUUAUAUGACCUGAAAGGGUUCUGGAACAUUUCAGUGGGCCUUCUAGAUGAUUCCAAAGAAACACAUUCCAGCCCUCUUUCAUUAACCAAAAGCAUUUCCAGUUUAAUAAUAGGGUAGUAUGUCACCGUGAGAUAAUAUUCAGACAACAAUGAAAAAAUAUGACGUAUUUCUUCUUAAUCCCGCGGUGAAGCACUGGGGUUUCGUUUCGUUUUACGCUACUCCCACUCAUCACCGUGUCGAAAGUCAGCAGGCUACACAGUAUUUCAUAAUCGGGGCUAUCUCUUAUCAUGUUAUUACAACGUCAGCAAACAUAUUUUCGAUGCAAAGUCCACGUGUAGCCUACAGUAAGACUACGAAAACAUUUCAUCAUCAGUGAUGUUGUCAUGCAUUUUCGAUCUGCUUCAGAUGAUAUUCAUGAUGUCACACAGCCUGAGGCUCAAAUCAAAGUGUAUUUGUCAUGUGCGCCGAAUUCAACAGGUAAAAAAGGUAUUAGGUGAACAAAAGGUACGGAAAGUGAAACAGGUAUUGGCUUCACCCUAUUCGUUUUGAGAAACUAUAAAGGUCGCAUUCCUACAGGUAAUAUGGUAUACCUAAACAUUAGUAACAAGACAGUUACAUUUCACAUAGAUAAGCCUAUUUUGUAUUUCAAAUAUAUACUUUUUUUGCUCCACGUCUCGUUUCCAUUACCAACAUGCAUAGGCCUACGACGUCUUUGCUUAUUUGUUUGUUUCUAACCCUGUGCAAUGGUUUGUCGAUGGGCUGUAGAUGGAUGGAUGAUCACAAAUUCAUACAACACAGUGAGACCUUAUUGAAAUUACUCAAUAUUAUGGGUGGGGAGUUUACUACAGACAGUGUGGACGUACCUUUCCCAGAGGACCUGUACACACAAGCUCAAGAUUUACCAACUAAUGAUACAAUUUGGUUCAUCCUCCAAACCCUUGAGAAGAUCGAUGAGCUGUUUGAUGGGGAACUAGACUCCGUCUGGGAUGAGAAGAAAGUGGAGAACUUCCUCAAUGUUCUCACCAGUCAGUCUGAUGGCCUUCAGUCAUGUGUUACGGCCCAGAAAAAAAAUAGCAAGAAUCUGCAAAUGUACUUCAAGAGGCUGAACAACCAUGUCCUUAAAAGAAUGGCAUACAGUGCUCAUGCAUGGGAGCUGGUCAGGAAAGAGGUUAGGACACAUCUGAGGAGGCUGGUUCUUCUGGGUUCAGCUACAGAAAACAGCAUCUAAACUCAGAGCAACGCAAUAAUUAUGUUCACAAUUUAUCGUCACGUAUGAGUGACAUGUAUUUCGCUUGUUUUUUUAUUUAUAUUUAUUGAUUCCACAUAAAUGUGUUUUUUUAAAUCUGGUUUUAAAUCUAUUUAUUUGUGGGGGUAUUUAUUAACUUUUAUUUAUUCUGUUGGGAUGAUUGCUGGAUACAUUUUUAUACACAGAAUUACUGUAGAUGUAUGCUUUUACGUGCUACUUCAUUAAAUGCAUUUUUGACUACAUA